CCUUUUACUUUUCGGUGUCACUUCCGGCGUCGGACGCAAAUAGAAAAGUUGGAGGCGAAAGUUUCCACCGGAGCGGAGUGAAGGGGAGGGUCGCCGGCGUCGGAGCUCAACAUGGAAUUUGUGCUGCUCCAUUUUGGAUGAUUUCAGUGAAGUCUGUCUUACUGCUUGAGCUGGAAACGUGCACCAUAGGCCUGUGACACACUGUGAGAAAGGACCUCUCUUUAUGUCUUGUGGGUUUGAUAACCUGAAGGACCUUGUGUUAUAAUCCCAAAGAAGAGAAAUUGUGGGUCAUUUAAAAAUUGGACUUCACAAACAAAGGGUUUUGAUGGAACAUAUUGUGGCUAACUUUGAAAAGGAGAAGAAAAAAUACAUCUGCUUACGAUAGAAUAGGACAGAAAUAAAGAAAAACACAAUUGAGGCAAGAUGAGUACUUGUCGUUGGUGCACACCACAAGGCAAGACAACACUUCAGUUUCUACAUCUCUACAGUUCUGAGGAGCUCCCUCCACAGGAAUUUCAAGCUGCUAAUGAAGAUCUUUGUUUUUGCCUGGAAUGCGUGGUGGACUAUCACCAAGCACGCGAUCAACUCCCGUUAAUACACACGUAUUUGUGGAAACUAGAGACUAAACGUCUGAUCGAGCAUUUUGAAAGUGCCCUGAAAGAAGAACAGGAGGAAGAUGAUGAGUUGUUUCUAAUUGAGGAUGAGCAGGAAAUUCAACUCCAUGGGUACACGGGACCAGACUUUGAGAACAACUUAAGGGUACCCAUUCUGGAGAUUCUGAAAUACCCUUAUCUACUGCUUCAUGAACGGCUAAGUGAGUUGUUUGUUGAGGCCCUCAGUAAAAUGGAGCAAGUGAAUUUCUCCUUUCAGGCGUUUGAAAUGUAUCCUGGCAUCUAUCUGCUUCUAGUACAUCCAAAUGAAACAAUCAGGAGAUGGGCAAUCCUUGCUGCUAAAUCUCUUGGAAAGGUGGAGCGAGAUGAUUUCUAUGACUUGCAGGAAGUGAUAGCUUGUCUACUAAAGGUCAUUGAACUGGAUCUUUUUGAAAAUACAGAUUUCUAUAACAGUUAUGGAAUAGAAGAGGGAAAAUUAAUUCUUUUACCACCCCAUCUUUAUGAUGUUACCAACCACAAGAACUACUGGCUUGGUAUCUGCAUGCUGUUGAUGGUUUUGGAUGAACAAGCUAUGGACUCGUUACUACUUGCCCAAGAUAAACAGAAUGACUUCGUGAAGUCAAUUCUAAAUACCAUGAUGAAAAGUAAACCAGAUGAUGUUUCUGAUCCAUUUUGGCCAGCUCUGCAGUGCUUCAUGGUAAUUCUCGAUCGACUAGGAUCAAAAGUUUGGGGCCAACUCAUUGACCCCACAGAGGCAUUCCAGGCUAUUAUUGGUAGCCAGAGUUACAACAACGAGAUAGAAAAAAUUCGUAAUACCAGAAACAACACAAAGGUAAAGUACGAUACUGAUGAUGACAACAUGGUUUCAUGCAGCCAGAUUGUCUAUGACUACAACUCGAAAAGGGAAAGCAAGGAUCCUGGUUGGAAGAAUGCUAUCUGCCCAGAUUACUACCCGAACAUGUAUGAUGAAAUGCAAACUCUGGUGAAUGUGCUACAGUGUGAUGUUGGGCAAGAUAUGCGUGUACACAACAGUACCUUUCUGUGGUUCAUCCCAUUUGUUAACUCUGUCAUGGACCUAAAGGAUCUUGGCAUAGCCUACAUAGGAGAAGUUAUUCACCAUAUUUACUCAGAAAUAAAGGAUGUUUUGAAUCGGAAGGUGGCAUUUUGUGACAAAGUGACUGAAUUUUUCAUCCUCAUCUUGGUAUCUGUUGUAGAACUCCACAGAAAUAAAAACAAUCUUCAUUUGCUAUGGUACAGCUCGCAGAAGUGGGUGGAAGCACUGGUGAAAUGUGCCAUGCUUCCUGCCAGAGUGUUUAACCAAAACAGUGAGAAAGCUGCAGGAACGAGUAAUGUCAAGGUCACAUCAACCACGUUUGCAGCGAUGUCUUCUGCGGCAUGUUCCUGUAUCACUAGCUCAGUCCAACAAGCAUGUGUUCAACUAAUUCGUAGUUUUCUGAAAGAGGGAUGUCAGUCACAGCAAAGAAAUAUGUUCCAGCAAUUUCUUGACAAACUAAAUCGACAAUUGCGAAGCAGCUUUAUUCUAGGCUGGCAGCUAAGUCCAAAGGAGCAACAGGAAUUACAGUCCUGUUUGACACAAUUUAUUAAAAAUUCAAAAAGUAAAACCGCUGAAAUGAAACAAAUAGACACGGUUGGAAGAGGAAGUGGACUGAAGGGCCCACUGAUUAAAUGUGAAAAAGACCCAAAGGAGUGGGGGAAAAUGCCUGCAUGUUACAAUAGUGGUCCUGGUCCACCAUCUCCUUCAAUGUUAAAAUUAGACUGCAAAGGUUCAGCUAUUCCCAAAGCUAUUCCAAAUCAAGAAGAAAUGACUGAUCACAAGUCUCUAGAAAACAAACCUAAAGAAUCCUCUGAAGAAGCAGUUCUCCCAUUUAAGACUGAAUUCACCUUGUAUGAUGACAUUACUUUCCUUAAUAAGAUCAAUACUGAUUCUUCUAAUACUCAUGAAGAAGAAUUACCUACACACGUGACCAAAAUGGAAACCUCUCCUCCCCUUCGUUCCCAUUCUUUGGACGAUGUGACAGUGGAUUUCCCACAGAGUAGACAAAGACAGAUUCGAGAACAAGCUGGUGGACUUGCACCCACAUCCACUUCCAAUGUGGAUUUUAGCGCAAGUUCCCUGGAUAAAAAUAAUUUGCAGGCUGAACCUCUUGAAAUCACUCAUAGUGUUCCACGUAAAGAAAAAUGGAAACGGUCUAUGCUACUGGAGUUUCAGGAAUCUAUGAACAAGAAUUCCACAGAACCUGAAGCUGUCUCUUCUGAAAAAGAUCAGCAUGUUAUUUCUCAUGUCCCUUCAACUUCUGAUCAUGCAGAAACUGAUUGUGAUUUGCCUCAAACACUGGAAUCAGUCAGUGCUGGACCAAGUAAGUUUAAGAUUGAUCCAAGCAAACUCUUCAAUCUGAAGGUAAAGAUGCAAGCAAUCAAUCUCAAGAUGAAAGAAAUUAAUAAUUCUUCGAGUAAAGAAAGGACAUUUGAGAAAAUAGCUGAUGCAGGAGCUGACAAUAGGCAAUCAGAUAAGAUGAAUAAUAGAAACUCAAGUCACGUUCCUAAUGUCAGCAAAAAUCAAAUCACAGAUGACGAGACUACUGAAAGUUUGCUCUCCUCUCAAGUGCGUACAGCACAAUUGUCUCCAAUUUCUGACAAAAGAGCCAAGUCACAAAGUUCUGAUGAUUUAUUGUUAUCUCCUCUGCCGGAAUCUAGCAGUGCAUCCAAAUCUUCUGGUCUGUCAAACCCACUUCACGAUUGUCAUAGCAAUAGCAGUGAUAGUGAUGAUGAUAUUCCAUUCGGUUUAUUAAAGCUUAAACUUAAGAGAAGAAUUUCUUCAACUUCCAAGGUGAAUAGAAAUGAUUCCAAGGAGGAUGAAGACUUUAAGCCCUCACUAGCUGUCUCUACCAUAAGUACUAAUUUAUCCAGUGAGCUUCCCACAGAGUUACACACAAUCCAAUCACUGAACAAGGUUGAUAGGAAAGUAAAAGCUUUUUGUCAGGGACAGUUGUGCAAUUCCAUUCAGAAUAAAGAAAAUUUUGAAUCUGACUUAACAAUGAAUAAGCCCACUGAAGACAAUAAUGCAGAAUUGAUAACUAUCUCUGAUUCAGAAACAUCAAAAGAAUUUACCAGCUCAUUAAUUGUUUCUACCUCAGAAGCAGAGAAAAAAGACAAUGCCACCUCUAUUCAGUGUGUCUUUGGCGUAAUUGAGGAAAAUCAGUCAUGUUUGCAAGAAAAGUCAGUGUGUAACAAGUCCCCCCCUGUCUUCGAGAAUGAUUCCCAGUUCUUUGAAUUUGAAAGUGAAGAACAGGUAUAUUCUGUUUGGGAAGAUUCUCAGCCACAGCCACAUAACAAAAAAAAGACUCAGCUUGUUGAUGAGUUUCACAGGCAAUCUGAAGAAGAAGAAAUUAACAGUAUGCUUAAUGAAUGGGGGUAUGAUACAGAUUAUGUAUCUGAUGAAUUAAUUGAAAAGGUUGCUGAGGAGGCAGAAGCCAGUUUGAAGGGAGAGCAGAAACGAAAACGGAGUAGCCUGGACACUGAAAAGCAAUUAUCGCUUAGAGUUUCUUCUCUGAGCAGCUCUACAGCUAAAGAUACACCGAUUGACAAAAGCAAUGUUCAACAUUCUGGGUUUACUGAUGAUAUUGUCUCUAACCUUCAAAAUGAGAAAGAAAUCUGCAGUAAAACCAUAAUUAGUGGUAUAAAUAGUCUCAGAUCUCUAAUUAGAUCUGACAAAUACAAGUGGAUGUCCAAAUCUACAAAAGAAUUGCCAGAUGAUCAGCAAGGAAGCAAGCUAACUGUGAAAAAUAGAGCAGAUGGAUUUAAAAAUAAUCUUGUUUCAUCAAAAGCUAGAGCAGGAGAAAAACAAUUAUCCAAAGCCACUUCUAGUAAAGAUUCAAACAAGUCCACCCUUAAAAAACAAUCUCAGUGCAAUGGCCCAGACCAGAAAACUAGGUUUAAAAAUAAAACAAGUAAAAAUUCAAAGGAAAAAGCAUCCCUGGUGUCAUUAACUAAUAUUUGCAAAUCACUUGCCAGGGAUGUACAAAUGGAAGUUCCUUCAACUUCAGUGAAACACCAUUCUAGCUCACUUCCAAAGAAGGUGCGAAAGCGUCCUGAACCUACUUCAACCGUUGAAAAACUUGGCCUCAAAAAGAAGGUUCGUAAAGCAUUUGAUCUUUCUCAGGGCAGCCUUGAUACCUUGAACAAAUUGCGUACUUAUGGUCAAAAAAAGGGGACUAUUGAGCAUAAACACAAUAAGAAGGCAAAGCUCAUUUCACCACAGAAAUUAACAGUACGCACAAAUCAACGAUUACUGGUUUCUCAGGAUCGCCAGUACCUAAGGCAGUCUAAGCUUCAGUUAAGCAAUAAUGAGAAGAAAAGGAAAUGUACAUCUACUCAUGAUGAAAGUACUUUCCCAAAAAAAGCUGUGUCAACUGAAGGAAAUUCUAGCUUUAUUUCUGCUUCUGUACAAAGGAGUCAGAAGCCCAAAUCCGCUUCAGUGGAAACCGACAAUAUUUAUGUUGCGGCUCCUAUUUUGUUAGAAAAGAAGCAUAGUAAAACAAUAGACGUGGCCUCAACUCAGCAAAAACUGUCGAGUAUUAAUGCAGUUGAUGACUUGAAUUUAACACAGCAUGAUCCUUUAGAUAUGGAUGUUAGUACGGAUGAAAGCUUGGAUGAUAAUGAAUUAAUGUUGACGCAGAGGGAUCCCAUAGACAUGGAUAUAGAUGAUGGCAACUCGGAAGAGGAGGAUUCCAGAAGAGCACCUUUAAGUGCAAAUGAGACCAGAUGUCAAUACACAGGAUGCUCUGAUAUAAUUGUAUCUUCAGAGAAAUUUUGUAAGCAACAUUCUCUAAAUGAACCCAAAGAUAUCUUUCCUAAGCCAGAAUUACCUCCAUCUAUUUGGAAAAGCCCAAAACCUGCAACUACCAAACUGUUUGCUUCCAACUCUACUUCACGCAAUGCUCAGCUUGCUACAGAGAUGCAGUGUGUCCCAAAACGUCCAGGAGGAGCAACUUCCAAAGUUCAGCAAGUUCAAAGACCUUCAGUAGCAAACCUUGUGUCACUUGCAUCGAAACCGACUCCUAUUAUGAAGACUGUGGAAACUCCUAAUGUUCUUCGAACUCUAAAUAAAGAUAUGAAUUUCAGAGCACAGCCGAGUUUUCAAAUGUCAGCUACAGCAUUGCCGACGAAUGCACCUCUGCCACCUUGGAAAUCCAGGCAGGCUUCACCUAACGUCAACUUGGAUCUGACAGAACAUCGAAACCGUGACCAAUCUUAUCUUAUCAAUGCAGUCCUUAAGUGGGAUUAUCAGAUGUUUGACUCAUUAAGUCAAUUUGGAGUACCUGAUUCUCUCUGUGAAAUUCCACCACGCGAGGUGCCUGAAAAGUUUCGCUCAUAUGAAGAAUAUUUUCAAACUUUUUACCCUUUACUGAUGUUGAAUCUUUUUGAGCAGUUAGCUCAGAAACUGAAGGAAUCCAAGCAGACAAAUAGAAUGAUUCAUAAUUCUUUGACUUUGAAGAACUAUCGUGUGGCAGGAAAAAUAUACUGUGCAGAAUUUCAAGUUUCUCUACGUGAUCACCAGAUUGAAAAACAACUACACCCUAAAGAGGAUGAUGUUGUGUUCCUGUGGUUGCCCCAAAAUCAGAAUUACUACAUGCAAGAAGAGGGCGAAAUAAUGAAUAAUAAUCCAGUCCCACAUAUAAGCCAUAUCUCAAAGACAUCGCGUUUUUCAACUGGACGUGAUUCAUUGACAACUCUUCACCUUUCAAUCCAAACGAGAGGAAAUGUUAGUGCAGUGAAAAACCAGCCAGUGAGGUGUGAUGUAAUUGGUUCCCUUGUGACCACCUUGAGGCAGUUCAAAGGAUUGCUUUUUCUAGCCAAAACGCCUCUGAUCAGGCCAAUUCUUUCAGCGAAUUCUAUAUAUUUUAUUCAAAAAGGUUUUGUGGAACGUCCAAAAUUGGACAAUACUGAUGAUUACAAUGAACAUCAGCAGAAAGCUAUUCACACGGCUUAUGCGAUGGUGAAACAAUCAAGAAUUCCCAAUAUCUGUCUCAUACAGGGACCUCCUGGAACAGGAAAAUCAAAAACAAUCGUUGGUUUCCUGCAUCGUUUGCUCAAUGAGGAACAAGAGAAUGUGAAACCAUCUGACAGCAGGAACUUAAGAUCUAAACGAACCAGGAUUCUUGUGUGUGCACCAUCAAAUGCAGCUAUUGAUGAUCUCAUGAAAAAAAUCAUUGUUGAUUUUAAGUCAAAGUGCAAAGAUAAGAAUAACGCAUUAGGCAACUGUGGGGAUGUGAACCUGGUAAGACUAGGCUGUGAGAAAGCUAUCCACUCAGAUGUAAUGAAGUUCAGUUUGGAUUACCAAGUGAAUCAUAGGAUCAAGAGGGGUCAAUAUGAUGCUGAUCAGAGGCGAAAGGAUUGGUUGGACCGGAAGCUAGAUGAACUGGGGAAGAGAUGCGCCAUCAUCAAAAAAGACAAGGAACAGAUUGAAGUGGCAACACGAGAAAAGAGACAAUUGGAGAAAGAGAGGGAGGAACUUGGACGCAAACUGAAGGAGCUUCGAGGACAAACCCAGGACAUGCAACUAAACAUUAUUCUGGAAGCACACAUCAUCUGCUGCACUUUGAGUACCUGUGGGAUUAUGCUUUUGGAGAUGUCAUUCCGAAAACUGGGACAUGAACCAUUUAGUUGUAUUGUUGUGGAUGAGGCUGGGCAGGCAUGCGAAACAGAAAUACUGAUUCCUUUGAUAUAUCGCUGUCCUAAACUUGUUCUUGUUGGAGACCAUGAACAAUUGCCACCAACCAUAAUCUCCAUGAAAGCAAAGGAGUUGCGCUAUGGCCGAUCAAUGAUGUGUCGGUUGCAAAAGUCCCUGCAGAAUGAAGUGAAGCAGAUUAAUUCUGGAUGGAGCCCAGUAAUCAUGCUAUUAACUCAGUACAGGAUGCAUCCUGACAUCUGCCAUUUUCCCUCCAAGUACAUCUAUAGAAGUUUGUUGAAGACCGAUGAGAAGACAGAGAUGCAACGUUGUUCUCUGACCUGGCCUUUCCAGUCAUACAUGUUGUUUGAUGUGACGGAUGGAUAUGAAUGCCGGGAGAAUGAUUCUUACACCAACGCACAGGAAGUGAAACUGGUAAUAGCUUUGAUCAGUAUGAUUGCAGAGAAACAAAAAGGCGUUUGUCGUAAUAUUGGAGUAAUUACCCCCUAUAAUGCACAGAAACAGAAAAUCCUGAAUCAGAUUGAUCAAGAGUUGAGAACUGCUGGCCUUGAACAAGGCAGGACAGUGCAGGUGGGCACAGUGGAUGGAUUUCAAGGCUGCGAGAAGGACUGCAUCAUUGUUACCUGUGUCAGAGCAAGCAAUUUUCAAGGAUCUAUUGGAUUCUUAGCAGACCGGCAGAGACUGAAUGUUACAAUUACUCGAGCUCGUCUGAGUCUCUUCAUUCUGGGAAAUCUGAAAACACUCCUGGAAAAUAAAGAUUGGAAAGCUUUGAUUCAGGAUGCACAGAAAAGAGGAGCUAUAGUGAAAACAAGUGAAAGUGAUUAUAAGAAAGACUGCCAAAAAAUAUUGAAACCCAGGUCUGCUGUCCAGAGAAGUAUUUCUGAUCCAGAUGCAUUAACGGGUGAACAGAAACAAGUUCCUGAUCUUGCAUGGAAAAGCUCAUGGAAUGAAACUAGUAUGCAUUCAGCAGCUGAUGUCAGCAGUGGGCAAUUUCCAAAAACACUGAUUCCUUCUCAAUCAGUUUCAAAACAUCAUUUGCAUAAUGCUCAAUCAUCUGUUACUGCACAACCUGAGAUAUCAGUUAGGUCAGAGCUGUCUGCUCAGGAUAAACCGAGGGAUCCAAGACUGGCCCGAAGAGCUUUGCUCAAAGAAACUCAGCCACAAUUAAAAGUCACUCGUACUUUUUCUGAGUCACGUGUAGUAAUUUCACCAGAUUCCUCUGCAUCUGGUGGUGGGCAUGGGGCUAUUCAUUCUUCAAACGUUAGUCAGCCUCCUAGAAAUUCUCUUUGCAGGAUUGAUGUUGAUAAACCUUAUCCUUCUCCUCUGAACAGAAGUUUGACCUUUCCUUCUGGAUCUAGAAAUGAUCAGAAUACAGUCUACAAUGUCAGCAAUUGUGCAGGUUCCUGGAAGCAACAACAGGAUGAAAAGGCAAAAGGAGAUAGGCCUGGAGAACAGAAACAGAGAUACAAAUGAAAAGAUUGAGUUAAGAAGUUUUCUCUUAAUACGUUUGAUUUUUUGAUGUCAGACAGAGCUGAUGCAGUGUUUCCAACUUACAGAAGCAGCGGAUAAUAUAUAAAUGGUAAAAUUGUUUUGUAGGCUUUUAUUGUUUGAUUGGUGAAUGGUUUGUUUUUGUUGUUAUAUUGAAAAUAAGUUGCACUACUUUUAUUUUCUAUUGUCAAAUGUUCUCCCAUUUUCCCAAUUUACCUGACUUGGGGGCAGGCAGGUUACCUGCUUCCACUCCAUUUGACUGUAUGCCACAUGAAUAUGUACAAAAAGAAACAGCAAGUGAGAAACGCUGCCUGUACAGAAAAACAAAUUUAUUUGAUGCAAUUCCCUGGCUGCUUUCCUUGUGCCUUCUCUGGAUGACAUAGCCAAGAAUCUACCUGUUUAGGAAUUUUUCUACCACUUGCACUGAAAUACAGUAUCACCAUGUUGUGCUAUUCAUCACUAGUGUUUAAGUACUUUUGACAAAUGUAGAAAAUACACUAUCUCACUUAAUCAAAAAGUUUGAAAUGUCAUCCCUUCUUAGUAUGGAUCAUGGUGUCUAAAAUCAAUCCCUAAACCAUGUUUAUCAACCACCUUUAUUUUAUAAAGUCUAAAGUAGUACAUUUUCCCUGAAUUCUACAGCAUUUACCAGGAGUUUGAAAAGGAAUAGUAAGACAGGAAUUUAUGUUUUGACCAUUUCACAUACAUACUUUGACAAAAAUAGAUUUUAACAGUUGUGAAGAAGCCGCAAUCACUGUAGUUUAGUCCUUGAAACAAUUCAGCUGUGACUCGUUAACAAAUUUUCUGUACAGAAAUUAUUUCUGGCCAUUGUGUGCGUGUCUUGUACUAAAUUUUGUUUGACAUUGCCUUUCCAUUUUGCAUUUUAUUUACAGUGACAUAUGGAAAAAAAUAUAAGCAUAAAUGAGGAUGGUGGACAUAUUAGGGAGUCUUCCAGAUAGUAUAACUAAAAACAGUUUGCACCAGUUAGUUGGUUAAUAUCAUCUUUAGUUCAUAAGUUCAUAGCACUGGGUAAUUUCAUUUAGAAUUAUAUGUAUAUAAUUAUCACAAAAUUCGGUGUCUUAAUUACAGCAGAAUAGUAAGAUGCCAGUGUCUGUAGGUAAAGUUAAAAAAAAAUCAUAAUGCCUCAUGGAUUUGCCCAGUGGGUUUUAUGGAAAUGUAAUUACUGUACAGUGGCUGCUUAUGUAUACAUUUCUUGUUGUAUCGAUAUUGCUGUAGUCUCCUGUGCUCCCUGAAAAGGCUUGUCAUCUGCAGCAUCCCUUCUGAAAGUUCAUGCUGCUGAGUCACUAUUAUAAGUUGCCAGGCUUGCUGGUUUUAGACAAUGAACAAGUCAGAAUUUGAAUUCUUGGACAUUGUAUAAAGGAGAUCUGUGUUUGAAUUUGCAGUUAAGAUAGUUGUAAUCCCCCACUACCCAAUGCUUAGUACUCUACUCUGUCACUAGAGUAAUGCAAACAGUAAAAUAAGUUGACUAUUUUCUUUAGUACAUAAUAAAAUUGAUUUUUUUACAAAA
Chiloscyllium plagiosum (whitespotted bambooshark) is the source of this 10333-nucleotide messenger RNA. NCBI's taxonomy places the organism in Eukaryota, Metazoa, Chordata, Chondrichthyes, Orectolobiformes, Hemiscylliidae. The record is from RefSeq and is a predicted model, not a curated record.